AUGAAUACUAUCAAAUCAAACAAGGCUUGUGCAGCCUGCACACAUCAAAGGAGAAAGUGUUCAAAAGAUUGUCUUUUAGCUCCUUAUUUUCCUGCCAAUAAACCAAAAAUGUUUCACAAUGCUCAUAGUUUGUAUGGUGUUUCUAACAUGGUGAGAAUUCUAAAUGAACUUCCAAAAGAGAAGAGAGAUUUGGCAAUGAGAACCAUUAUUUAUGAGUCAAAUGUUCGCAAGAUAUAUCCAAUUGGCGGAUGUGUUGAUGUUAUUAAGGAAUAUUCUGAUAAGAUAAGCGAGGCUCUUGAAGAGUUAAAUCAAGUAAAAAAGGUUUUAGAUUAUUGUAAAGUAAAUCAUUUACCAUCACAAAAUCUUUCCUCUUCACUACCUUCUCUAAGUUCUCAAAAUCCAAAUCUUCAACCACAUUUUUCAAUAGAUCAUUCUUUGAGAGAUUCUAUUAGUUCUCAAAAUCCAAAUCUUCAACCGCAUUUUUCAAUGGAUCAUUCUUUGAGAGCUUCUACAUAUUCUGAUGUUUCAAAUAUUCCAAUAUUUAACAAUGUCGAGAAUGUUCCUAAUUAUUAUCACAAUAGUGAAAAUAAUAUAGAAACUCUGACGAACGCAACUCCUUCAGAUAUCAUUCUUCGUGAUGUUAACAAUGCUCCGACUAAUACAAAUUUGAAUAUAAAUUCAAUGGAUGCAAUAAGAGUUGCACAAUUGAAUUCUGAUAUUGAUAGGUUUGAUUUCAGUGAUGGACAAUUCUUUGUAGAAUAUGAUUCAUCUCAAAGGAAUUAG
Molecule: messenger RNA, 783 nt
Organism: Vicia villosa (hairy vetch)
Lineage: Eukaryota; Viridiplantae; Streptophyta; Magnoliopsida; Fabales; Fabaceae
Product: LOB domain-containing protein 22-like
Exons: 2
Coding region: 1-783 (260 amino acids)
Source: RefSeq, a predicted model, not a curated record